CCCCAACAUCCCCUCUAAUCCUCUAUCUCUACACUCUACACCAUGUCCGACAAAUUCAACAUCCUCAUCUUCGGUGCCACCGGCAACAUCGGCUCGUACAUCACGCAGGCCCUCCUGGACGCCCGCCCGCACUUCGGCCGUUUCGCCAUCUUCACGAGCCCCAACUCGCUGCAGACCAAGACCGAAGUGCUGGACAAGCUACGACGCCAGGGCGUCGAUAUCCUGGUGGGCGACAUCGCCAACGCCGACGAGGUGCGCAAAGCCUACGCGGAUUUCGACACGGUCGUCUCAGCGCUCGGCCGCGACGCACUAGCCGCGCAGAUCCCACUGAUCGAACUGGCCGCCGCAUCGGCGAGCGUGCGCCGCUUCCUGCCCUCGGAGUACGGCACCGACAUCGAGUACGGCCCCGCCUCCAAGGACGAGAAGCCCCAUCAGCAGAAACUCAAGGUGCGCGCGGCGCUGGCCAAGCUACGCGACCAGCUGGAGUACGCCUACGUCGUCACCGGACCGUAUGCCGAUUACCCCUUCUUCUUGGCGGAUGUGCCGGCGGCGCCGCAGGCUGGGUCGUUUGAUGUCAAGGCGGCCAAGGCCGUGCUCGUCGGCGAUGGUGAGGGGCGGAUUAGUUUGAGUGGGUGUUCUGAUGUCGGCCGAUUCGUGGUCCACGCCCUCACCCACUGGGACCAGGCCAAGUACCGCGCCCUCAAGCUGAACUCGUUCACCACCACUCCCAAGGAGAUCCUCCAGGAGUUCGAGUUCCAGUCCGGUCAGAGGUGGAAGGUCGAGUAUACCUCGCUGGAUGAGCUCCGGAAGUUGGAGCAGGAGGCCUGGGAGAAGGGGACGCCCCUUGCCACGUUGUAUACUCUGCGGCGUAUCUGGGCCGAGGGCGGCACGCUGUAUGAACGGCGGGACAACGAGGAUAUUGGGGUCGUGGACACACAGUCCUUGCAGGAGUUGGUGCGCGAUUCGAUCCGUCGACAGUUGGAGAAGUGAGGCUGUCAACUGGGGUGAAGUCUAGCUUGAGUCGUUCAAGGUCAGUCGGGAGAACAGAAUGUAUAGUACAACUAGUUAAAGCUGAGUUCAACCGCCAUUGACAUAAGUGAC
This is a messenger RNA of Aspergillus homomorphus CBS 101889, 1101 nucleotides long. Its product is annotated as aromatic alcohol reductase. Gene Ontology annotation, molecular function: oxidoreductase activity. The transcript has 3 exons. The record is from RefSeq and is a predicted model, not a curated record. The coding region runs from base 43 to 990 and encodes 315 amino acids. Lineage: Eukaryota; Fungi; Ascomycota; Eurotiomycetes; Eurotiales; Aspergillaceae.